AUGUCGCUGAUUACGAGCUGGUUUUCGUCCUGUGGGCUUCAAGAUGCCUACUCACUCAACUUCACUUGCACCGGUCACGGCUGUGACGUCCUCGCUCUCUUGCCAAACAUCUCGUGCACUACGAACGACUUUGGUCUCGCGUGCACGAAUGAUGUGCAUUGCGCUGGGAUACCUGACUUUGAAGACGUCACUUCCUGGACAUUAGAUGGCAGCCAGCUGAUCCAUUCGGAGAAUAUAACCGUGGUGGAGGAAGGGUAUCCGGUGCAGAAUGAGACCGGAAUACAGUCGAAUACCACCGUUUCGGACUACCCAGAUUGUGUCACGGCUACAUUUACGGAAGUGGUCUCAGCGACCGUUUGGUAUGACGACGAGCUCGUUCGACCUCGACCAAGAGACACGAUGCACACCCUCCAACGCAGAGAGCGAAGGUUCAACACACCCUCUUCACCCCACGAGGACGUUAGGUCACUAAUCGCCUUCGUCAGGGAGUCCACCCAAGGGAGCACCGACGAGGCGGUUUAA
Molecule: messenger RNA, 522 nt
Organism: Trematosphaeria pertusa
Lineage: Eukaryota; Fungi; Ascomycota; Dothideomycetes; Pleosporales; Trematosphaeriaceae
Exons: 1
Coding region: 1-522 (173 amino acids)
Source: RefSeq, a predicted model, not a curated record